GGAGUGCCUGCUUCUUUCAAUCCAUUGCCCACCACUCAUCGACUUGUCAACGCCGAUCAUUCAGUCCCAUCGCUCCGCACUCCCAUUCCUAAACUUUAUCAGUAAUCCGACUUUCAAGAUGACACCCAAUAGUCCACCGCCGCUUGAGCAGAGCUUGUUCAUCACUACACCAAAUGUCAUACAUUUCUGCUCGCAACUAUCCGACAAGACUCUCUUCGAAUGCACAACGCCUGAUAGUAUCGUCAAUGCCCGAGCGUCCAAGGACAAUAGUGGCUUCACUUCCGUUCAAGCGUACUCCGUCCCGACCGCCCAGCUAUUGCCUGCACCACAAAACCAUCCGUCGCCGCCAAAUGUGAUUAGUGUUUCAGGCGAUGGCAACAUACUUUUGUCAGCCUCGCCUUCACCACCUGCGAUAUAUCUCCAAGACAGAAGAUGGGGAGGUAGUGCGCCGGUAAACUUUCACCCCACAGAUGCGCGGUUCCCAGUCAGUUGUGCAGUAUUCCAAACCUAUGGUGGCUCCGAACGGCUAUCGUAUACUUGUUUCUUGCUGGGGUUCCAAGACGGAACACUAGCACUCUAUAAACUGUUUCUACCCCCACGCUCACGACGUUACGAAGAAGCAAAUUACCAGCGAAGUCAGGCCUUCCACCUCCAGCCAGUCAAGAUUGGGGCUAUUAAGAAGCUACAUAAGGCGGCGAUGGGAGGCCUAUCGGCAGCUGAGUUUAUACCAGGCCACAGAUCACGGGUCGUCAGCAUCGGGCAUGACGGACGGUGCCGGCUUCAUGUCUCUGGGCCGGCUACUUGUCUGUCUGUCGUCUCAAAUGGGAUUGCGAGUUCGAAACGUAGAAAGAAUAAGACGGGAUUAUUGGGUGGCGACGCGAUGGAGGACACUGAACCUGUGUAUGAGGGAUCAGAAGUACUCCUCGCGAUUGGCACACAGGUUGGAAAGGUGCUGAUCUUCAAUGUCCUCGGCCUCCUCAUGCGUGAGAUUUUGAUGAACGGACCGGUUGUUGCCGUUGAGUGGGUUGGCGACAUGUCCGCACCUUCAGUCCUUCCAAAUCGAGUGUCUUCCAUGUCACCUGAAUCACACCCGGUGAUGACUGCGCUGGUAGAGGAGUACGAAAAGGCUCUAAACGAAGAAGAGUGUGGUACUGUCAUGAGGGUUGCGUUGCCUACCGAGGAAGUCGGGAUACGCAGUCCGUAUCCAAUAGGACAGGGAAGGGACUUUUUCUCGAGCAAUAGUCCACCGCACAGCAUUUCUACACGCGUAGCACGCAAGCCCUCCGACGUCUCAACCGGCUCGCCACUCCAAGUUGAGCGAACAAGAGAGCGACCGCGGCGGAAGUCUUUUCCCCGACCACGAAUCGCGACAGAGACCUUUAGGUCUCCUUCAGAAACUAUUUCCAGUCCAUCUCUCCCUACGAGUUCUUCCAGUCAGAACGCAACAACCAUCAAAGAAACCCGUAAAUGGCCACAAAUUCGUCAGGCUCCAGACUUACCUCCUGCGGCCCGCGUUCUCCGCUUCUCUCCAUCAACAGUGGAUUCUCAGUCAUCUGAUGGGUCUGACUCUGAGUGCUCAGAUCAAGCAUUCUUCACGCCUCCGUCCACACGUCGGGAUAAUGACAAAGCACCCCAACGCUUCACCAACCCGAGGAUCUCGGUUGCUGGACAGAAAACUCCGACACGCCAGAUAUCACUAUGUCGAAGAAACACGCCAAACACCUCAGUAUACCCUCGCCCAACGUCUCGGGCACGCUCGAGAGAAGAAGACAAACCUAUAACCAAGACACAACAUCAGACUCCCAACAACCUACAGGACGCAUCGUCACCCCUUGAUCCAAAAGCUAAGAGUAUUCCGCACAUCCAGCCCACAACGCGCGACUCGUCAUCGAGAACCCUAGAUAAUACUACAGACCCCACUCCAGCCACACCUCCACAUGCGAAUGCUACGCCCUCCCCACUCGACUCGCCCAGCAGUCUCUACUCUCGUCCAACACCCCCCCUGCCCCACAGAUCUGCCAGCCGCGUAGAUGGCACGAUAAGUAUUCCAAAUCCAACGCCAGAAGUGCAAGGAGACCUUGGCUUCGACGUGGCGGAUAUCUCGCCCGAGAAGCGGUUUCGAGUCGCAGGACGGCGGAGAGCGGCGACAGCCACGCUUGCGCCUGCGCCCGCGACUUUAUCCAGUCACGAGGCACGGAAGCUGCGGGAGGAUAAUGAGGUGUUGAAGAGGGAUUUGGAGGCGUUGAGGGAGGAGUUCCAGGCGCUGAGGAAUGUGUUGUUGAGUUCGAGGAUCGAGAGGUGAGGUGACGGUUGUGUGUCAGUCUUAAUUUGUGAUUUUAUACUCCCUUCCCUAAUAUCAAUUCGUCUGCGCUCCGCUUCGCAAGAUGUACUCUCCUUAAUCAUUUGCGCAGAUGAGCCUGAUCAUCACAAACAUGGAAAGAG
Molecule: messenger RNA, 2442 nt
Organism: Dothidotthia symphoricarpi CBS 119687
Lineage: Eukaryota; Fungi; Ascomycota; Dothideomycetes; Pleosporales; Dothidotthiaceae
Exons: 3
Coding region: 119-2302 (727 amino acids)
Molecular function (GO): protein binding
Source: RefSeq, a predicted model, not a curated record